AUGGAUGUCGCGGACAUUUACGUGACCCAGAGGCAGCACCGAGACGAAAUCGGGAUAAGAUGCCAGAAGUUGUUUCACGAUUUUUUGGAAGAGUACAAAGAGGACGGCGAAGUGAAAUACCUCGAAGCGGCCCUGGAGCUGCAAAACGAAGAGCGCAGCACCAUCGAAGUCAGCUUCGAGGACGUGGAGAAAUACAACCAGAACCUCGCCACGACCAUCAUCGAGGAGUACCUCAGGAUCUACCCGUUCCUGUGCCUGGCCCUGUCGAACUUCGUCAAAGACAGGUCCGGCCUGAAGAAGGAAAAGGACUGCUACAUCAGCUUCACGGACGUCCCGACCAGGCACAAAGUCAGAGAGCUCAAAACCGACAAGAUCGGCACCCUCGUUCGGAUCUCCGGCCAAGUCAUUCGCACCCACCCCGUACAUCCCGAAUUAAUCUCCGGCACUUUCACCUGCGCCGACUGCCAGACCGUUAUCAAAAAUAUCGAGCAACAAUUCAAGUUCACUAAUCCUACUAUAUGCAGAAACCCGGUGUGUAAUAACCGUCGGAAAUUCACAUUAGACAUCGACAAGUCCCAAUUCGUGGAUUUCCAGAAAGUUCGAAUACAAGAAACCCAAACGGAGCUCCCCCGAGGAUGUGUCCCGCGAAGCGUCGAAAUCAUCCUCCGAGCAGAAAACGUCGAAACAGUUCAAGCUGGAGACUGCUACGAUUUCACGGGCACCCUCAUAGUAGUCCCGGACGUGGGGGCUCUCGCUCUGCCCGGCGGCAAAACCCAAAUAGGCUCGAAAAACACCCGACCGGAGGAGUCCGAAGGCGUCCGAGGCCUCAAAGCCUUAGGAGUGAGAGACCUCCAUUACCGGAUGGCCUUUUUAGCGUGCAGCGUCCAGCCAACAAUACCGAAAUUCGGCGCCAUCGACAUGCCAACGGGCGAAAUCACGCCCGACAUAAUGAAGCAACACAUGACCGAAGGUGAAUGGACCCACAUGUACGAAAUGUCCCACGACAAGAAUUUAUACGUCAACUUGAUCAACAGCCUGUUCCCGAGCAUACACGGAAACGAGGAGGUCAAAAAGGGCAUUUUGCUCAUGUUGUUCGGAGGAGUCUCGAAAACUACAGUCGAAGGCACAUCCCUACGAGGCGACAUCAACUGCUGCAUAGUCGGAGACCCCAGCACGGCGAAGAGCCAAUUCCUCAAGCAAGUGUUCGAGUUCUCGCCGAGGGCCGUGUACACGUCGGGCAAGGCCUCUUCCGCCGCCGGUCUAACGGCCGCCGUCGUCAGAGACGAGGAGUCCCACGAGUUCGUCAUCGAAGCCGGUGCGCUGAUGUUGGCCGACAACGGGGUCUGUUGCAUCGACGAAUUCGACAAAAUGGAGGUGAGAGACCAAGUGGCCAUACACGAGGCGAUGGAACAGCAAACGAUUUCGAUCGCCAAAGCCGGCGUAAGGGCCACUUUGAACGCCCGAACGUCCAUACUGGCGGCCGCUAACCCGAUCGGUGGGAGGUACGACAGGGCCAGAUCGUUGCAACAGAACAUCAACCUCUCGGCCCCCAUCAUGUCUCGAUUCGACCUGUUCUUCAUACUAGUAGACGAAUGCAACGAAGUAAUCGAUUACGCCAUAGCCAGGAAGAUACUCGAUUUGAACUGCAAUUUGGAGGAGACCGUCGAGCGAGUGUACUCGAAGCAAGAGGUGCUCCAGUACAUCAGCUUCGCGAAGAAAUUCAAACCGGCGUUGAACAAAGAAUCGGGUGACCUGCUCGUGCACUACUACAGUAAAUUGAGGCUGCGAGACAGCACCAGCACGGGGAAAUCCACUUGGAGGAUAACGGUCAGGCAACUGGAGAGCAUGAUUCGGUUGUCCGAAGCUUUGGCUCGGAUGGAGAUAUCGGACGAGGUGCAACCGAAGCACGUGCGGGAGGCCUACAGGUUGCUGAAUAAGUCUAUCAUUAGAGUCGAACAGCCCGAUAUACAGCUGGGGGACGAGCAGGAGGAGGUGCACGAGGAAGCCGAGACGAUGGAGGUGGAUGCUCCGGAUCCCUCGCAGGCUUCGGCUAAGAAGAAGAUGGUGCUGAGUUUCGAGGAGUACAGGACGCUCAGUAAUAUGAUUGUGGUGCAUAUGAGGAGAGAGGAGAAUCGAACGGAAGAAGAGGGUAAGGAAGGGAUGCAUCGAAGCGAUUUGGUCGGGUGGUAUUUGAACCAAAUAGCCGAUGAAAUAGACAGCGAGGCGGAGUUGAUCGAAAAGAAGGAUUUGUUCGAGAAAGUACUCCAUCGUUUGAUCUACAAUGAUAAAAUAAUUAUAUCCCUAACGAGCGCGGGUUUAAAAGAAAAGGGGAAAUCACAGGCGAGUGAAGACGACAAUCCGUUGUUGGUUGUUCAUCCAAAUUACAUCAUCGACCAAUAA
This is a messenger RNA of Phyllotreta striolata, 2400 nucleotides long. The record is from the annotation of a GenBank genome assembly. NCBI's taxonomy places the organism in Eukaryota, Metazoa, Arthropoda, Insecta, Coleoptera, Chrysomelidae.